Messenger RNA from Electrophorus electricus (electric eel), 1334 nucleotides. RefSeq names its product indoleamine 2,3-dioxygenase 1 (gene ido1). Gene Ontology annotation, biological process: 'de novo' NAD+ biosynthetic process from L-tryptophan. NCBI's taxonomy places the organism in Eukaryota, Metazoa, Chordata, Actinopteri, Gymnotiformes, Gymnotidae. The record is from RefSeq and is a predicted model, not a curated record. Gene Ontology annotation, cellular component: cytoplasm. Gene Ontology annotation, molecular function: metal ion binding; indoleamine 2,3-dioxygenase activity; heme binding.
AUGGCAACUAAAUUCCAAGAUCCGCAGAGGCUCCAAUCUCUAAAACAAUAUCACAUAUCCGAGGAAUAUGGGUUUAUUCUCCCUGAACCUCUGACCAAGCUUCCUCCCUAUUUCCAACCCUGGAUGGAGGUUGCCGGACACGUCAGCGAGCUCGUCUGCUCUCAAUCCCUACGUGUUUCUGUCCAUAAGAUGCCUCUGUUGGAGACUCACUUCCUGCAGAGCCAUCGUGAACUGCGAUUGGCCCAUCUGGCUCUGAGCGUCAUGACGAUGGGAUAUGUGUGGCAAGAAGGGGAGAAACACACAGUUCAGGUUCUCCCAAAAAAUCUGGCCAUUCCAUACUGGGAGGUGUCUCAGAGGUUGGGUCUGCCCCCAGUUCUCACCCAUGCGGAUGGCGUCUUGGCUAACUGGAGGAAAAAAGAUCCAAAAGGUCCACUUGACAUCGAGAAUCUGGAGCUGUUGUUCAGUCUGCCUGGUGGAGACAGUGUGAGGGGGUUCUUCCUGGUCACACUUAUGGUGGAGAAGGCCGCCGUUCCAGGAUUGAAGGUCAUCCCUGACGUGAUCGGCGGCAUUCGCCAUGGUGACGUAGCUAUGGUGACUAGAGCGCUCAAUAUCAUCAGUCAGGCCAUAGGUAGCAUGAAGGAGGCUCUUCAGCUAAUGCACGUUUAUGUGGAUCCUUCUGCUUUCUAUGGGAUUAUGAGGAUCUUUCUUUCGGGGUGGAAGGACAACCCGGCGAUGCCGGAGGGGCUGGUGUACGCUGGCGUCCGGGAUGAGCCGAUGGAGUUCUCGGGGGGCAGUGCGGCGCAGAGCAGUCUGCUGCAUUGCUUCGAUGAGCUUCUGGGGGUCAGACACGACGAAGAGAGUGGUGCCUUCCUCACCCGAAUGAGAGACUACAUGCCACCGUCUCACAAACGCUUCAUUGAGGACAUCUCCCGCGGCCCAUCCCUGCAGGCCUUUGUCGGAGCACGAGCUGUCCAGUCCCUGACGGAGGCUUACGGCCGCUGCGUGUCUCGGCUGGUGGACCUGCGCAGCUACCACAUAAGCGUGGUGUCGCGUUUUGUCACUGUGCCGGCAUCCCAGGCCAGGCACCUCCGGGCGGAGGCCAGGGCCUCUCCCGAGAACCACGGGGCGCUCGUCAGGGCACCCGUCGCACUGGAGGAGCGUGGGACAGGCGGUUCAGGAAUCAUGAGCUUCCUGAAGGCAGUGCGCGACCAGACCAAAGAUGCUCUGAUUACGGCGUGUGCGACAGAGAGGCGGAUCUCGACGGGCACGCAGGAAGUGACCUCGUAGAUCGCCAGUCUGACGUGUCACUCAGCUUCACACAACUGUUUGUUAAA